Molecule: messenger RNA, 954 nt
Organism: Phragmites australis (common reed)
Lineage: Eukaryota; Viridiplantae; Streptophyta; Magnoliopsida; Poales; Poaceae
Exons: 1
Coding region: 121-570 (149 amino acids)
Source: RefSeq, a predicted model, not a curated record
CCAACGGCCCAACCCAGACGUACGCAUCCGCCGAAGCCAACCGACCGUCGCACGUCCACGGCACGGUGCGAGUGCCUACGUCACUAGUACGUGCUAGGCCAACCGUUCUCCGCACGAGACAUGCGGCCCGGCUCCGGCUUGGCGCCCACGCGGCCACAGGCGCAGGCGCCGAUCGGCCCGCGCGCGCCCCGCCCGGGGACGUGCCAGGUCUGGGCGACGACGACGAGCCGUGGCGCUGCCGGGUGCGUGGCUCUCGCGCUGCGUGCCCGUGCGUGCGUUGGAGGCGGGACGGAGCCCGUGGAGGCGCGGAAGGACGGGGAGAUGGAGGUCGAGGCUGGGCUGGCGCCGGAGGAGCUGGAGGUGUUGGAGGAGGAGGCCAUUGCGGGGAAGGACGAGGGGCACAGGCCCACGGACUACGACUGCCGCGCGCGCAUCUUCGAGGAGAGCUCACGGGUCUUUCGGGCGCUCAAGCAGCGCCGCGACGGCGACAGUGGCGAUCAUGACGGUGUGAAGGGUGGUGCCGCGCCGGCUGAAGCAACGGCGCGCGAACAGCAGCAGCAGCUAGGGUGAAAAGAGUUGAUCCCGCAUGUUGUACGGUCCUGUGUUCUGCGUGAACGCAAUACAUAACGUGUAUGUGUAUUGCGUUGCAAUCGUACGGCUUUGUAAAUGACUGCGUCGUGCCGUAAACGUUCAAACAGCGUAACAGUAUACAGGAAAACUUGUACGCGGAUACACCACGUGAGGAGUGUUCUCUAAGCUCGUGACACAACCUACGAAAUUUGUGAUGGAUAAAGCACACCAAAGUUGAGUUCACACGGCGUGGGAAACCCGUAGCUACAGGUUCUUUGUUUGGAGUGAAACAAUGACGGGUGAUCAACCAGAAAGGACACACGUUCACGAGGAGGAAUGCCUCUGAAUAGACAUCAAGGCAAUGAAAUACAUGGAUAAAAUCUA